CAAAAGGAGGAAUUAUUUGCAUACCGACGCUGUAGUUGUGGUAAAACACUUUCCAUGCAGAAGAUGGACCAUGCAAACAUGACCCAAGCCGUGUUUGGCACUGAAUCCCGCAACACGGAGAACAACAGCAACGAGUAUUUUUACAUUCUGAUCGUCAUGUCUUUCUACGGGAUCUUCCUGAUAGGGAUAAUGCUCGGUUACAUGAAAUCCAAAAGAAAAGAGAAGAAGACCAAUUUGCUUCUGCUCUACAAAGAUGAGGAGAGAGAAUGGGGGGAAGCUGUGAAGCCUCUACCAACCAUCUCGGGGCUGAAAUCUGUCCAGAUCCCCAUGAUGCUGAACAUGCUUCAGGAGAGCAUGGUGCCGUCCCUGUCCUGUGCCAUCUGCUCGAUGGAAGGCAGCAGUGUGAGCUCCGAAUCCUCCUCCCCAGAUGUGCACUUCACCAUCCAGGAGGAAGUGCUGGAUGCUGAACUGGGGGAAGUGUCAGAAACGCUCCUCAACGAGAGCAGCGAGGGAUCUGCGGAAAACAUCCACAAGAACUCCUAGCACUUGCAGGGCUCCCCUGAUCAGCUGCCAAAGCGUGAGUGGAGCUCCCACUAAGAACUUGUGGUUCUACUUUCCUGCUCCCCAAUGAACUCUGAACAGGUAUCUGUGCCCCUGGGCCCGAGGUGUUCCUGAGAGCUGGCAGGACAAGGAAGCAGCGGUACCCAACUCCAAAGUGUAACUUGCACAUAAUUGGGAUGCUUUAUUUUAAUUUUUCCAUUAUUAUUUCUUACCAUAAGAGCUAAGAACAAGGAGAAUAUAUAUAUAUUUUCUAAUGAGGUAACUAUUACUGGCAUGUCUCUGCAUAUUUCGGAAUUCUGCAAAUAUCUGGGAAAUGGUAACUUCCCUAAGCCUGACGCAAGUGCCUCGUUAAAGACAAUGGGUAAUGCUCAUUCACACAAAACUGUGAUAGACUAGAAGUACUUUUACUGUGUUUUUCUUAUAACAAACCACAGCCAACAGCAGAUUUGCUCAAUGAGGCCUCAAAAGCUGAAAAUUUGUCGCUGCUGUAGUUGAAGGGAGAUUGCAGCGUGGCUGGAGACUGACUUUAGGCACAGAAAGAAUGAAAGAAAAAGAAAAAAAAA
Messenger RNA from Gymnogyps californianus (California condor), 1124 nucleotides. It is a transcript of the gene KCNE4, whose product is annotated as potassium voltage-gated channel subfamily E regulatory subunit 4. The record is from RefSeq and is a predicted model, not a curated record. Gene Ontology annotation, molecular function: delayed rectifier potassium channel activity; potassium channel regulator activity; voltage-gated potassium channel activity involved in ventricular cardiac muscle cell action potential repolarization. Lineage: Eukaryota; Metazoa; Chordata; Aves; Accipitriformes; Cathartidae. Bases 55 to 543 code for a protein of 162 amino acids. Gene Ontology annotation, biological process: potassium ion export across plasma membrane; regulation of ventricular cardiac muscle cell membrane repolarization; regulation of heart rate by cardiac conduction. Gene Ontology annotation, cellular component: membrane. The transcript has 2 exons.